AUGCCCCUUCUAAUGGAAGACGCACGCUCGACUGCCUAUGCACAGAGUGUGGCACCAUUCAUGGCACGCCCAGACCUCAAUGGCGCUCUGUCGAGCGAUGGCAGUACAUACUGCGAGUCUGAUAUGGAGUCUUUCGAGCAAUUCGACGAGCCUUUCAACACUCGCACCGUCGAAGCUCAUACUGGGCUUGUCCAUCCCACCCCGAAGAGCACUGCACUGAUGGCAGGAAACAAUCUCAACUUCCUCUUCGGCACUGAUGAGACCUCUCCUAUGUCGUCCUUCGGGCCCUCUGAUUCACCAAUGAAUCACCAGUCAUUUUCGACCAGUCCCACUCAAAUGUCGAAUACUACCAACUACGACAUGGGUGCAUCUUCGUUUCACACUCACCACGCGCCUCACCCGCUAGUCGCCACGCCUCCAGAUGCAAAGCCACUCAACAAUCACAAUGCUACAUCCUGGCCACUCUGGAGGACACCACCAACGACUGACAUAUGGUACCCCACCGACGACUUCAACCACACCCCAGACACCAGUAACGGGCAAAACCAAACCCAAUACAAUGCCCCAUGGUCCACCAUCAACAACACUUACACACGUACAGAAGACUACAAUGAGUCCCCAACCAAUCCCUACAUCCACAACACCCCCAUGUUCCCAUCCAGCCACCCCCAGGCCUCUCUCCCCUCAUCACUCCCAGUCCACAACCCCUACCCCCCAACCCCAUCAACCAAUGUAUCCUCCCCCCAACUACCCCCACCAACAAACAAUAAACAAACCAGCCUCACCCCAUCAUCCCUCAGCCCAACAACCAGCUCCUCUGAGCCCUCUCCACACAACGGUGAAGACCGAAGCAUCGAAGCAAGUCUCCACUACAGCGACGAGCGCAACGCCUUCCUAAUUGACUGCAAGCGCCGCGGUCUUUCUUACAAGGAUAUCAAGCGUGUCGGCGGCUUCAAGGAGGCUGAGUCGACUCUUCGUGGUCGGUAUCGCACUCUUACCAAGUCGAAGGAUCAGAGGGUUCGUAAGCCGAAGUGGCAGGAGAAAGAUAUCAGACUCCUUUGCGAAGCUGUUACACUUCACGCUGAUAAACAUACAUACGCUACUGUUGGUAUGGGCAUGGAUGAGCCGCCGAAGGUUUCGUGGAAGAAGGUUGCGGAAUAUAUUUGGAGUCGGGGGGUUCGUAUCAUUUUGGGAAUGCGACUUGAGCGGGUGUUUGAGUGCUGUGGUUUUUGA
Penicillium bovifimosum is the source of this 1233-nucleotide messenger RNA. RefSeq lists its product as uncharacterized. The transcript is spliced from 4 exons. The coding region runs from base 1 to 1233 and encodes 410 amino acids. The record is from RefSeq and is a predicted model, not a curated record. NCBI's taxonomy places the organism in Eukaryota, Fungi, Ascomycota, Eurotiomycetes, Eurotiales, Aspergillaceae.